Molecule: messenger RNA, 5664 nt
Organism: Caenorhabditis elegans
Lineage: Eukaryota; Metazoa; Nematoda; Chromadorea; Rhabditida; Rhabditidae
Gene: fbxa-136
Product: DUF38 domain-containing protein
Exons: 6
Coding region: 3-5648 (1881 amino acids)
Source: RefSeq, marked reviewed
AGAUGUCAUAUGCAUUCAACCUUGCAAGACCAAAUCGUCUGGUGAAGAUAGUCAAUGUCAAGCUGAAUGGAGAUAACCCAUCACUGAAGUUUAGUUCGGCACGGUCAGAAAUUUUUGUGGAAGGAUCGUUUGAGGUUUUUUAUCGCGGCAGGAGUAACGAUACCUUGAUUACGUAUGAGUCACGAGAAAAGAAAAUGGAAAAUCAAGAAUUUAUCGAUGUGUUGAUUACUGACUUGGAACUUUUGUUGAAUGAAGUCUCCGAUAGAUUGGACGAGUUCAAUGUCACCUUUCGCUGGUGUGGUGUCGAACAAGUGGACUUGGCGCAUUUACAAAAUGUCUAUGAUCAACUAACAUUAAUAACUAGUCACAAAAAAAUCAAUGCAUGUAGUGUUGAAUUGGCAGUCGAGGAUAUAGAUCAAGUUCGCAUUGCUUAUACCUGCUUUGAUCUCCAAACUUUACGCCAUUGUGCGUUUCAUUUUGUUGACAAUCAAUUUGAAGACCCGGCAAAUGCAUUCAGGAGAAUUUUGGAGAUUGACGAGUUGAAAUUUCUGGAUUCAAUCGAAGCACACUUCAAAGUUGAAAAUCUUUCAAUUGAUGGUCUAAUUGCGAUAAAACAGGUUGUUAUUGACUCUGGUAGAAAAUGCAAAGCUGUUAUAGACAAUUCAAACGGAAACAACCUUCAAAACCAAGAAUUGACAAAUAUUUUCGGAGAUUCAAUUGAAAAAUACCAAGAAUGGAUAAUAUGUCGCUGUGAAAAUCUCAAAUGCUACAUUUACGAAUCCCGGAUUGAAAUUCAAACAAAAGAGUGGAAGAGCACGCCUAGUGAGAAAUAUAUGAGAGAUAGAAGAAUGGGAUCAUGUUCGGAAGAUUCGGAAGACGAAGAUUUCAAGUUGUGGAGAGAAUCGAUGGAUAUUCCAAAAAGGAAAACUAGCAGUCGUCCUUCGUCAUAUUUCAAAGAGGAUUCUUCAACUAAUGGAGCAAGCCCAAAAGACGGUCUACCCUCGACCACCGAAGACGAAACUUCUGAACUGCGAAGAAAAUGGAAGACCAUCCCAGAACGUGAUUUCAAUAUGAUGCUUGAGUUGGUGAUUACGAAGAGUUUAAUAGAUUCAAAUUUAGUCCCUUCAACCGAUGGAGAAAGUCGACAUUCAAAAAGCUCUGAGUCAAAUAUCAACAACAAUAUGCUUGAGUUGGAAGCUAAGCGGUCUUUACUGUUUUCGAAAGACGACUCUUCAAACGUUGGAAAAAUGGCGAAGAGGGUUAAGUUCGAAAUUAUGCAGUCUUUGUUGGAUCCUGAAAAUAAUUCUUCGACCGAUGGAGCAGGUCUUUUGGACAAUCUACCUUCCACUUCUGAUAACAGGACUCCAAGAAGGCAAAGACAUUUGGAACACUCUAUGGAAAGUUUCGACAAUAUCAUGCUUGAGGCUGCAAUUAAGCAAUCUUUGUUAGAUUUGAAAGGCGAUUGUUCUGCCGAUGGAACACGUCCGAAGCCCGAUCUUUCUGAUAACAAAACUCGAACAAGUCGGGAACGUUCGGAAAGCUCUGAGGAAAACUCCGACAGUAUUAUGCUUAAGUACGCAAUUGAGCUAUCUUUAUUAGAUUCGAAAGAGGACGCUUCAAAAAUUGAAGCAAUAACGAAGAAGCUUAAGUUGGAACUGGCGAAGCUUAAAUUGAGAAUUACGCAGUCUUUAUCAGAUUCAAAAGACGACUCUUUGUCCAAUGAAGCAAAUCUGCAGAACGAUCUACCUUCGACUUCUGAUAGCAAAACUCCAACAAGUCGGGAACGUUCGGAAAGCUCUGAGUCAAACAUUAGCAACAUCUUGCGUGAAUUGGAAAAUGAGCAGUCUUUAUUAGAUUCGAAAAACGACUCUUCAAACCCUGAAUACAUGAUGAAGAUGCUUAAGUUGGAUCUGGCGAAGCUUAAAUUGGUAUUUUUUCAAGCUGUAUUAGAUGCGAAAGGCAAUUCCGCGACCGAUGAAACACGUCCGGGAGACGUUCCAUCCUUGAAUUCCGAAGGCAGAACACCAACAAGUCGGAAACGUUCGGAAAGCUCUGAGUCAAACAUCGAAAACAUCCUUUUGAAGUUGGCAAUGAAGGAGUCUUUAUUAGAAUCAAAAGACGAUUCUUCAACCAAUGGAGCAAGUCUGCAGAAAGAUCUACCUUCGACUUCUGAUGACAGAACUCCAACAAGUCGGAAACUUUCGGAAAACUUUGAAGAAAACUCCGACAAUAUCAUGCUUAAGUACGCAAUUGAGCUAUCUUUACUAGAUUCAAAAAAGGACUCUACAAAAAUUGAAGCAAUACCGGAGAAGCUUAAGUUUGAACUGGCAAAGCUUAAAUUGGGACUUAUGAAGUCUUUAUCAAAUUCAAAAGACGAUCCUUCAACCAAUGGAGCAAGUCUGCAGAAUGAUCUACCUUCGACUUCUGAUGACAGAACUCCAACAAGUCGGGAACGUUCGGAAAGCUCUGAGUCAAACAUUAGCAACAUCAUGCGUAAAUUGGAAAUCGAGCAGUCUUUAUUAGAUUCGAAAAACGACUCUUCAAACCCUGAAUCAAUGAUGAAAAUGCUUAAGUUGGAUCUGGCGAAGCUUAAAUUGGUAUUUUUUCAAGGUGUAUUAGAUGCGAAAGGCAAUUCCGCGACCGAUGAAACACGUCCAGGAGACGUUCUAUCCUUGAAUUCCGAAGGCAGAAAUCCAACAAGUCGGAAACGUUCGGAAAUCUCUGAGUCAAACAUCGAAAACAAGAUGAUAAAGUUGGCAAUGAAGGAGUCUUUAUUGGGUUCGGAAGACGGUUCUUCAACCGAUGGAGCAAUGGCAAAGAUGCUUAAGAUGGCACUUGUGCAGUCUUUAUUGGGUUCGGAUGAUUAUUCUUCAUCCGAUGAAGCAAGCACGGAAGACGAUCCACCUUCAAACUCUGAUAACAAGACUCCGACAAGUGGGAAACGUUUGGAAAGCUAUGAGUCACGCAUCGAAAACAUCCUUUUGAAGUUGGCAAUGAAGGAGUCUUUAUUAGAAUCAAAAGACGAUUCUUCAACCAAUGGAGCAAGUCUGCAGAAAGAUCUACCUUCGACUUCUGAUGACAGAACUCCAACAAGUCGGAAACUUUCGGAAAACUUUGAAGAAAACUCCGACAAUAUCAUGCUUAAGUACGCAAUUGAGCUAUCUUUAUUAGAUUCGAAAAAGGACUCUUCAAAAAUUGAAGCAAUAACGAAGAAGCUUACGUUGGAACUGGCGAAGCUUAAAUUGGGAAUCACGCAGUCUUUAUCAGAUUCAAAAGAAGAUCCUUCAACCAAUGAAGCAAGCCCGGAAGACGAUCUACCUUCGACUUCUGAUAACAGAACUCCAACAAGUCGGGAACGUUCGGAAAGAUCUGAGUCAAACAUCGACAACAAGAUGAAUAAAUUGACAAUAAAGCAGUCUUUAUUAGAUUCAAUAGACGAUUAUUCGACCGAUAGAGCAAAUCCAGAAGACGAUCUUCCUUCCACAUCUGAUGAAAAAACUCCAACAAAUCGGAAACGUUCGGAAAGUUCUGAGUCAAGUUUCGACAAUUUCAUGCUCAAGUUGGCAAUCAAGACGUCUUUAUCAGAUUUGAAGGACGAUUCUUUGACCAAUGGAGCAAGUCCGGAAGUCGAUCUUCUUUCGACUUCUGACAACAAAACUCCAACAAAUCGGAAACGUUCGCAAGUUUCUGAGUCAAACAUCAACAACAAGAUUGUUAAGUUUGCAACAAUUCAGUCUUUAUUAAAUUCAAUAGACGAUUAUUCGAUCGAUGGAGAAAGCCCGGAAGACGAUCUACCUUCGACUUCUGAUAAAAAAACUCCAACAAGUCGAAAACGUUCGCAAUUCUCUGAAUCAAACAUUAACAGCAAGAGGCAUAAGUUUGCAACAAUGCAGUCUCUAUUAGAUUCGAAAGUCUACUCUUCAAACAAUGGAGCAAGUCCGGAAGACGAUCUACCUUCGACUUCCCAAAUCAGAUCUUCUACAAUGCAAAGACGUUCGGAAAUCUAUCAACAGGGAUUGUCAAAAUUCCACAUGCUACUGUCGAUGGCAGCUGUGCAUUCUGCAUUCGACUCGAGGAAUACAUCAAGCACUGAAGCGGUGCCGGACAACGAUCCAGAUUCUGAAGAUUCUAGGAGACACAAGGAACAUUUCCAAAAUUUGCUCUUAAACGUCAACAACAUGAUCCGUCAUUCAAGAAUUACUCAGAAUUCAUCAGAUUCGAAAUCCAAUUGCAAGAAAGAACAGACCGGGAGUAGUCAUCGAGCGCUAACGAACAGAUUGAUUAUGAGUCUUAUAUUGCAGCGUGUUGGUUUAAAAACUAUCUCAAGUCUUCGCCAAGUCUCUCGGGGUAUUCGAAGAUGUGUAGACGGGAUCAAAUCGGAUUCAAAAAUAGAAGCUCUCGCAAUCUCGUUGGAUACCAUUGACAGAGUCAAAAUCGAAAUGACGGAUAAAACAAUUAAUAAAAAACACGUGUUUCAAACUGUGUACAACGAUAGCUACAAAAAGUUUUGGAAUGAUAAAAAAUCAAUGAAUAUGAAUGAUGAAUACACCUAUCCUUCAUACGAACUUUAUCAUUUUCCUAAUAAUAUUUUUGAACGUGGACAAUACUAUCCAUUGGCAACUGCCUUCUCCAAAUCUUCGAAACAAAACGUUGUUGAGUGGUAUCAGAAGAGAUUGUGCAGUUUCACGUAUAUUUUACGUCACAGUCUACUCAACCAAAAGAAACCAAUCGAAUCAUUUUCCAUAAGUCUUCCCUGGUUCAUUAAUGAGAGGGGUAGUCCAGAAUUCUAUUCGGCUGGUUAUCAUUUUAUUUCAAUGUUUGGCCAUGAAGUACCAAUGUACACCAAGUUUCUUGACCUCAAGAUUGAAAGUCGUGCUUGUGAGCAAUGCCGAAAAACGGAUGAAGUUCGCAAUUUGGCAAGUUGUGAUGUUCACCAAAAGAUGUUUCAAAAGCUUUUGGAAGAAAAUCGAGAAAUAUGCGGACCUAACUCCGGACAUCCGGAUUACCAGAACAGACCGAUUACUUACACACAAGACGAGUACGAACAGAGAAUUGAUCUUUUUGUCAAAUACUUUGAAGACAUCUUGAGCUCAGUUGGUCAUACAAUUCCUGUCGAAGCGUUGUACAUGCAAGCCUGUAAUCAAAAUACAGUGUUGCGUGUUCUGCGGCAUUUGGAUUCACGUUUGUUGAAAACGAUAUCCAUAAAAAUUGUCGAAGAUGAUCAAGACAAACCAUGUAACUGGGUUUUGCCAUUGGAAAUUAAUGAGAUUUGCGAAUUGGAUCAAUGGAAGUUCGCGGAAAACAUUGAAGUAGAACACUUAAUUGACACGGAUGACGUGAGGCAUUUUGGACACUUUUCCGAAGCUAAUUUGAAAUUAACCAGACUCACAAUGGAAGGAAUUUUGAGUUUAAAAAUUACAUUUCUUCGCUCGCACAACUUCAUAAAAUUCAAGGCAUCAUUCGAAACCAGCGAUAUAAAUGUAAAUAUCUUUAGAGAAACGUUGCUGGGACUGGCACAUCUAAGACCUCUUGAUCCAAAUAAGCCGACCGUUUGGUUUUACGAGUAUCCAGAAUCUAAAGGCUACUUUCUUAAAAUUUUGUACUAUGGGCAAGCAAAGAGGAUAAUUUUUUCUCGUGUGGACGCAUGACCUAAUUUAGGAAUUG